This is a messenger RNA of Paramecium sonneborni, 1512 nucleotides long. NCBI's taxonomy places the organism in Eukaryota, Ciliophora, Oligohymenophorea, Peniculida, Parameciidae. The record is from the annotation of a GenBank genome assembly.
AUGAAUUGCACUUAUCAUAUUUAAAACUAAGUUUCAUUCAUAUGUAUAGCUUCUCACAAGUGUUAGUACUAAAGGAAACUAUGUGCUGAAUGCCUUUAUGACCAUGGAGUGGAUGUGAUCAAGCAAACAGUUCCUAUUGAUAGAUUUGGAGCAAUGGUUAUUAAGAAACUAAAAGAAUCAAAAUUAGAAGAGACAUCUGAAUUAAUCCAAUAAAGAAUGAAUUUCAAAUCCAUUUUUUCAAAAAUUGAGAUUAUGAUGAAGAAAAUUUGGGAAGAAUCAGCACAAUCAAUAAAAAAAAUAUAUGAUAUGAUUGAACAUGAAAAUAAAUAAUACAUUAAUCUGAUCUAUGAUAAUAGGAAUCUAGCAGAAUCCUCUUAUAAUAACUUAGAAAUUUUAGUAUCAAUCUUAGAAGGAAAUACAUUAGAUUCAUGGAAUGUCUAAAAAAAUUUGUAGUUGAAAAAACUAGAAAAGGCAAAAAAUUGGUUGAGCUAAGAAGUUAACGCUUUUAAUGAAAAGAUAAAGAAUGAAUUGGAUUAAUUAAAUAUAAUUGGUUAACCAUAGUUAUCAAAUUUUGUUUAAGAAGUGAAAUCAUAAAUUAAAACUAAAAUGAGAGAUAAAAUACAAAUUGAAUCAUAAGAAGAAGAACAACAUUAAUAAUAAUCAUUAAUAAACUAAUAAUAGUAAUUUUAAUAACUUCAAUAACAAAAUCAAAUCAAAUCUCCAUCUUAAUUCAAUCUGAAACCAUUUAAUUAUUAGAUAAUUCAAAAGAAUUCUAUUAAAUAAGAUGAAUGGUGUUUAGCAGUUGAUCUUAAUAAAGAUGGUUCAAUUUUAGCAGCUGGAUGUAAUACAGAAAUUAAAAUAUAUGAAUUCAAAUAAGGAAUGUUGAAAUUAAAUCAAAUCUUAAAUAAACAUAAAACUAAUGUGUACAUAUUAAAUUUUAUGAAAUAAUCAAAUUAGUUGAUUUCUGGAGAUCAAGGAGGAUCAAUUUUAAUUUGGUCAUAUAAUAAUAAUUCAUGGAUAUGCUUAUAAACUAUUAAAGGUCAUAGUGAUUUUGUUAGAUGCUUAAUAAUGAAUAAUAAGGAAGAUCUGUUUAUAUCAAGUAGUGAUGAUAACUCUAUUAAGUUUUGGCUUGAGGAAAAUGGAUGGAGCUGUUAAUAAAAAAUUUUAGAUCAUAGUAAUUCGGUUUAUCAAUUAAGUUUAAAUGAAUAACAAAAUCAAGUUAUAUCUUGUGGAGAAGAUAGUUAGAUAUUAGUAAUUGAGCAAUCAGAACUUAAUAAAAAUUGGAUUGUAAAAUAAAAAAUAAAAGUUGAUUGCGAAGGAUAUCGAUUAUGCUUUAUUAACGAUAAUCUAUUCACAUUUUAACCUUGUAAAGGAAAUUUGAUGUAUGUCUAUGAAAAGAAUAGUAUAAGUAAAUAAUUCACUAAGUCAAAAAAUAUUACUAUUAAUCAAAGUAAUUAAUUUUUAGGUGGAUUAUUUCCAUAAUAAUUUAUUAAAUAAAAUAAUUACUUGUGA